CUGCCCUUCAUUGUUGUCAUACCUGACUUGAGUUCACUUUAUUUUAGAGCUGGUACUUAAUUUAAUACACGCUUUCAUUGGCGCAGCAAGAACUGUAUCUAGUAUUAACUGUUCAGAAUGGUCUGGACUGAACUGAAGGACCAAAAAGCAUGAUUCAACUGCAAUAAAAGAUGCAACUUCAGGCAGCAACUUCAGCUACUAAAGUGGAGUUUACCUAACAGACAAUGGCGCACUUUGUGGCUGAUGUCUACUCAGUUUUUCAACUCAUCCAAGACUGCAGACAAAGGCAGCAUAGAAUGAACUUUGAUGAACAAGAUUUUCCUGACAGUGAUGUUCAAGAAUUGAUUGAGAAAAUGGAGAACAUAGUGGGUGAAAACAGGGGACAAUAUGUAACCUUCACUGAAGAGACUGAGACCAUGGUUGAACCUGAAUGUGCAAAUCCAUCUUUUACAAGACGUGGAUCAGAAGCUUAUGAAUGUAAGAGUAGAGAGCCUCCCAGGAUAGUGCCGAGAAAAAAGUCUGCCAGUUUGGUGCAGAGUAGAGAGUGUCUCAGGAUGGUGCUGAUUGGAAAGACUGGUAGUGGAAAGAGUGCUACUGGAAACACCAUUAUGGGCAAAGAAUGCUUUAAUUCUAAAAUUUGUCAAACAUCAGUGACCAAGCUUUGCCAGAAAGCAACAGGAGAGAUUGAUGGGCGACGUGUCGUCAUAGUAGACACCCCUGGCUUGUACGACACAACUCUGACUAACGAAGAAGUUAAACAGGAGCUUGUGAACUGCGUCAGCUUGUUGGCUCCAGGACCUCAUGUGUUCUUACUGGUGCUGCCGAUCGGUCGCUUUACACGAGAGGAAGAAGAAACUGUGGAACUGAUCAGGGACUAUUUUGGCAAGAAGUCAGAAGACUUCAUCAUUGUCGUAUUCACCAGAGGAGAUGAUCUUGAAGACCAAACGAUUGAGAGUUAUAUAGAAGAAGACACUGAGGGAUCCUUAAAAAAACUGAUAACUGAAUGUGGAGGAAGAUACCAUGUCUUCAAUAACAAUGAUCAGGAGAAUCGUUCUCAAGUCAGCCAGCUGCUGACCAAGGUUGAGGCAAUGGUGAAGAAAAAUGGCGGUGGCUACUACACCUCAGAUUGGUUCCAAGAAACUGAAGCAGCCAUACAAAAAGAAAAAGAGUUCAUGAUGGUGAAGGAACAAGAGAUACAGAGCAAACAGAGGGACCUUGAAAGAAAACACCAAGAAGAUAUGCAAAAGAUAGAAAGAAAAUUGGCAGAGCUAACAUCUAAACUUGAUCAAGAAAGAGAAGAGAGAGACAAAGAAAAUGAGGAAAACAUCAAGAAGCAGGAGGAAUUCCAACGACAAGAGUGGAAACAGAAACUUAAAACUCUGGAGGAAAAACUACAAUAUGUAUCCGCACUAAGUGCUGUCUGGGUGUUAUUAAUACGGGCUAGAGAAGACAUGAGAAAAGAACAAGAGGCUUGGGAGAAGGAAAGAAAGGAAUGGUGGGACAAACGAUACCAAGAAGAUCAACAGAGACGAGAGGAGCAAAAACGACUUGAAAAUCUCAGAAAAGAGCAGGAAUUUAAAAGAUUUCAAAAGAAAAGAAUAGAAGAUGAUGCAAUCAGAAGAGAAUAUGAAGAAAGAGAAUGUAAAGAACUACAACAACUCUAUCUGUCUAAGAAGAAAUUAGAGGAAAUGAAGAAAAAUGAAGAGGAGGCCAAAAAGCAAGCUGAUGAAGUCAAUGAAUUCAGCAAUAUAUAUACCGAGGUUCUUUCAGCUGAGAUGGAAAAGAAUGAAAUGGAAAUGGAGGAUCCUAAGCAGACAGAACAAAACCAAAAUCCCUCAGUGAUAAAACAGUUGUGCAGACACAAGGCAUACCAGAAAGACUUCAAUAAAUUGAAGAAAAAACAAGAACAAGAAAUGAAUGAGCUGAAAUUGACACUUGACAACAAAAAAGAAUAUCUGAACCAAGAAAUCAAUGAGCUGGAGAAAAAACAUAAGGAGGAAAUACAUAGCUGGAUACAGGAACAUGUGAAGAAAGCCAGCGAAAACAAGGCUUGUCACAUUUUAUGAGAUGUUUUGUUUUUUCAACACCCGCACAGUUUCAGCUGAAAAACUGUGAGCUUUUGUUUGAAAACUUAAACUAUAAAGGGAUUUUUUUUUUCAUGUUGAACUGGUGUAGCCUAUAACGCUGGCCUAUGUCAGGUUGUUCAGAUACUAUACCUUUAUUUAACCUAUGUCUGACUAAAAAUGUAACAAUAUAAUACAUUAUGUUCUAUAGUUGUAAGUGCAAAUGUCUGUGAACAGAUAACAAUAUUAGUGGCCAGUGCACUGUAGCACAUCAUUUGUUAACUUAAUACCUUUAAGAGCUGAUUACAUUUUAAUUUUACAUUUAUUUUAUACUUUUUAUUGAUCCCCAGUGGGGAAAUUACAAUUACAAUGUAUGCAUGUUCAGUAGCUGUAAAGUUCAAUGUAUCUGUGUAACAGACUGCAUGUUAGUAAACAUGUCUUAUCAGCUGCAGCCUGUAUUGUCAUUUAAUGACUUUGUCUUUUUGCAAGUCAAGAAAAUGAGAGACAAUACAGCGAAUGUUAAGUAAGGUAGUGAAAACUGUU
Sander lucioperca (pikeperch) is the source of this 2606-nucleotide messenger RNA. RefSeq names its product trichohyalin-like. The coding region runs from base 225 to 2066 and encodes 613 amino acids. Lineage: Eukaryota; Metazoa; Chordata; Actinopteri; Perciformes; Percidae. The transcript has 5 exons. Gene Ontology annotation, molecular function: GTP binding. The record is from RefSeq and is a predicted model, not a curated record.